AUGUACAAAUUGAUCGUAAUUAUAUCAAUUUUAACUACAUCAAUCUUGAUCACAAGUAUCAAUGGAUUUCUUUUUAGUCGCAAGGAAAAAUGUCAAAUAUCAGAAUAUAAAGGUGGAAAAGAUUUCAGCGGUGAAAAAAUUAUGGCAAAUAAAUCGUUUAUACCUUAUUUGAAAUCAGUUGGUGCUGUGGCCAAAGGAUGUAAAGUACGAGUACAUGUUACUGAUUCAUAUAAACAAUUGAAAACACCAACUGAAUAUGUACUUGCAUCACAAAUGCCGUUAGCUUUGGGUCGUGGUAUUCAUUUUGAUUUACAAAGUCCAAAAGGAUCAACAGUAUGCAAUAAAUUAUGUAUGACUACAGGUUCAUGGAAAACAUUUCCUGAAGCUGCUUGUUUCAUCGAUAAUGUUCAAAAGAAAGGUGUUAGAUUUACAGAACCAAAUCUUUUACACGAUGGUUAUGCAUCUACGUUAACCACAUCUGAUUUAGAAGCACUCAAAGUGGCAGCACAAAAAUUAUGUGCACCCAAAACUAAAAACACCAAAUGUUAA
Messenger RNA from Rotaria socialis, 549 nucleotides. NCBI's taxonomy places the organism in Eukaryota, Metazoa, Rotifera, Eurotatoria, Philodinida, Philodinidae. The record is from the annotation of a GenBank genome assembly.